Strongylocentrotus purpuratus (purple sea urchin) is the source of this 1245-nucleotide messenger RNA. Its product is annotated as cyclin-dependent kinase 1-like. The transcript has 4 exons. Gene Ontology annotation, molecular function: ATP binding; protein kinase activity. Lineage: Eukaryota; Metazoa; Echinodermata; Echinoidea; Camarodonta; Strongylocentrotidae. Gene Ontology annotation, cellular component: TIM23 mitochondrial import inner membrane translocase complex. Gene Ontology annotation, biological process: protein phosphorylation; protein import into mitochondrial matrix. The coding region runs from base 1 to 1245 and encodes 414 amino acids. The record is from RefSeq and is a predicted model, not a curated record.
AUGGUAGACAUCGGUAUGUCAGCUCAGAGAAAGCGGAGGGCUCAACGGAUGGCAAAUCGCCGUCAAAGACUAGCCCUGGGACCAGUGUCCGACCACGGGGAUGAGAUCCUUCAAGCCAUUGAGAUAGUCAAAGCCGUACUGGUCAAAGCUAAGCAAGAAGCCCAAGCUUACCCCGGCGGAGAUUUCCCCGAGGAGUCGAAAGACCAGCAAACCGAUUCUUUUGCAAUCUCAAUGUUCAUCCCAAAACAGAGUGAUACUCAAGAGCCAGAGAAAUCGGCCCAUCAGAACAAGAAUAUUGAUGAAGAGGUCAUCCAAAUGCUGCAGCCUAAGGUCUCAUGUCAGACUCUCAAACUCAAUGACCUCUUGACCUUUGACAUGGGAUGGCCUGUAAAGAGCAUCAUUACGCUCAAAGAAAUUGGAAGGGGCAGCUAUGGUCGGGUUGUCAUAGCACGUCAUCGUUCCACAGGCGUUCCUCUUGCCAUCAAAGAGCCGUCAUGGUCAGACGACUUCGCUUCGCCUGGUGAAAUGGUUGAAGAACUCAAGGCAACCAGGACCAGAGCAACCAAGGAGGCAAUGAUCCAACAGUUGUUGUCAGGCAGCCCAUACUUUCCCAAGUUCUGGGGUACCCUUAAUCUCGGUAACGAACUCUGCCAGGCCGUCGAGUUCGUGGGGUGCAAGAAAACGGGUACCGGCUACCCUCUCCACGAACCGCCAUCGUUGUCGAUGUGCAACGUUGUCAAGAUCGCAGAGGACAUCGUCAAGGGCAUGAUGGAGUUCCAUGAUCAUGGACUUCUCCACAAUGACCUCAAGAACGAUAACGUGCUCCUGGAAAAACGUGGCAAGCGAUACAACGCCGUCAUCAUCGACUUCGGUAUGUCAAGUACGAUCACCGCCCCAGCGAAAAUGGUCGGAGUUGCCAGAGAACUAAAAAUGGCGUAUGUACAUGGAGGAGAGGCAGACUAUAUAGCACCUGAGGUUGUUUUGGAUGAGCAGCCAACAUCCAUCGCUUCAGAUGUGUUUUCUGUCGGCCGUAUCCUCUCCGAUAUGGGAGAGAUAUUUGGAGGUCACCGUUCUCCCGCAGUUCGAGAACUGUCCAAGCUAGGAGCUCAGUGCAUGGCUGAUAAUCCUGACCAUCGCCCUAGCCUCGAGACCAUCCAAAGUCAAAUUACCAAACUCCAUCGGCCCAGUAGAUGGAGGCGUGCCAAGCGAUGGGUUGCUAAGAAACUGCAUCUACGUCGAAAGUAG